UUAACCUACCGAAAACUACCGAUAAAAUGUUGAUGCGCCUACCGAAAACCGCCAAAAUAAUCUGGCCACACUGCUUGUGGGCAGUUCAGUUUCGGAAAGAGCGGCAAACACGAAUCCCGGUGCUGGUUGCUGGCGUCCGCUUGUGGAAGUGUUUUUUUUUUUGUUGAAGACCAAUUUAAACCAUGUCCGAAAACGUGUCCUACACGAAUGUGCAUCGAGCGUUUCUGCAGGCGUGCUCUAACCAUGGCACUCUGAGUACGAGCCAGGCCUUCAAUAUGUACGUGGCCAUCUGCGCCCAGCACGACGACAGCCACAGCAUUCCAAGCGAAGCCGAUCUGGCCAGCGUGAUAGAGGCCAUCAACGAGCGGAUCUAUCGCUUCGAUCAGAAGAUUGCGCUCGUCCACUACGAUCCCACCGAUAUGGACUUUUACGUGUUCGUCAGUCUGCAGGAGUCGCCGAUCGAUUUGCAGCAGAACGUGUUUACCGCACCGGAGCUACACUUCUUCCGGGUGCUGCUGCGUGAGCUAGCGCUUAGCGAGGAUCACACGCUGGCCCUGAUCGCGUGCCUCAAUCUGACGAACGAUACCGCGAGCGAAGGGAUGAAACCGUUGGCAAAGACGCGGGCCGAACAGUUGCUCCAGGAGUGGGAGCAGCUGGGCUACUUUCUCACGCUGGACGAUAAGUGCUAUCUGGGGCCGAAGGCGGUGGUGGAGUUUGAAAAGUACAUCAGCAGGAACUAUGCGGACGUUGUAACGCGCUGCUGCUUGUGCAAUGUGACAAUAUUCUAUGUAAGUUUUAUUAUUCACUUGUUUUUUCAAAUCCUCCUUUAUAUUUUACAUUCCAUUCUUUCUUUUUUCUCCACCCAAGGGCGUCAAAUGUGCUUCCUGCCCUCAGAUUCUGCACAAGGACUGCAUGAAGAAGUACCUACGGCGGCUGACCAACUGUCCCGCAUGCAAAACACUGUGGAGCGUCCCGUUGUAGCUGUACUCACUGGAAUUUAGUUUAUUAACGCAUUCUUAUCCCAUAAAACCCAUUUACAAAGAAUUUCGAAUCCUGCACUGUAUAUACUAUAAAGCAAACGUGUUAACACAA
Anopheles gambiae (African malaria mosquito) is the source of this 1092-nucleotide messenger RNA. RefSeq names its product non-structural maintenance of chromosomes element 1 homolog (gene Nse1). The record is from RefSeq and is a predicted model, not a curated record. Gene Ontology annotation, cellular component: nucleus; Smc5-Smc6 complex. Bases 183 to 1001 code for a protein of 272 amino acids. Gene Ontology annotation, molecular function: ubiquitin-protein transferase activity. Gene Ontology annotation, biological process: DNA damage tolerance; double-strand break repair via homologous recombination. Lineage: Eukaryota; Metazoa; Arthropoda; Insecta; Diptera; Culicidae. The transcript has 2 exons.